Messenger RNA from Drosophila sulfurigaster albostrigata, 507 nucleotides. Its product is annotated as larval cuticle protein 4-like. Gene Ontology annotation, molecular function: structural constituent of chitin-based larval cuticle. Lineage: Eukaryota; Metazoa; Arthropoda; Insecta; Diptera; Drosophilidae. Bases 93 to 458 code for a protein of 121 amino acids. Gene Ontology annotation, cellular component: chitin-based extracellular matrix. The transcript has 2 exons. The record is from RefSeq and is a predicted model, not a curated record.
AUAGAUAAUAGAGUCGCCACAUUCAGUGGGUAUAAAAAGCCUGUGUUCGUCAGAUUAAAACCACACAUUGUAAAUUAACCAACGGAAGCAAGAUGUUCAAGCUGUCCCUUUGCCUUAUUGCUGCUCUGGUCGUUUGCGCCCAAGCAAACUAUAAUACUGAUGUGUUGAGAUCAGAAUCGGAAGUUAAUGUUGACAGUUUCAAUAUCGUCCAAGAGUUGGCUGAUGGCCAAAAACAACUACAGAAAGGACAGCUGAAGAGUGUAGGCGAGGAACAAGCCCUUGUCCAACAAGGAGAAUUCGGCUGGACCGCUCCAGAAGGAAACCCAAUUUCAGUCAGCUACGUUGCUGAUGAGAAUGGAUAUCAACCUGUUGCCGAGCAUUUGCCCACACCUCCUCCAAUUCCUGCUCACAUCUUGAAGGCAAUUGAAUACAUUCAGACCCACCCAUCAAAAGAAUAGAUAUAUUUACUUACUAUAGUAAAAACAAGCUAAAAUUAUAAAAAAAAAA